GGUGUGGGCCAAGGCUCUCUCAUUCAAGUAUCUAACAGUUUGCGGUAACAUGUCAGAAACAUCCUCACCUGUGAAUGAGAGGCUGAAGAGUCCAUCACCGUUGAUGCAGGUGAUGAUGAUAGUGGGGUUGUUGGUGCCGUGUGGUGUGGGUCUGGGAGCUGGGUUAAAGUCCGGCUCGCUUGGUCUAGCAGUCCUGACUCUAGCUGUCACUGUCUAUCUUUGCGCCGCCGUCUUCGUCCACCUCAUCGCCAGAAGGUGUCAGCGAUCGAAAAAUGACGUUGAACAACAACAGAGUGAUGAAACACCACCUGCCCCGAGCCUAGCCGUUGUUAGGAUCACCAAGACUCCCAGCGCUGUCCAGACCUCCUCACUCAUUACUUCCCCUCAUCCACAAGCACACCUUCCUCCGCCGCCAUAUGAUUUCAUCCAGGAGGAGUCCUACGGUCCUACUGGAAGUUAUCAGACAGACGAUCGGGGUUACAACAAUAGUCAAGAUUCAACCCUGCCUUCUUACGGUGAAGCAGUCGCGGCCAGCACAACCGCAUCCUCCGUCCAAGAUAACUCGUCAAGCACAGUCUUUCCAUCCGUAGAGUAUUUAUCUCAUGGCAAUCUAUCAGCCAUAGAUCAGUCGUAUGUUCGUAGUUCCUCAUCAGUACAGCUCUCGGUUAUUGAGGCUCCCCCUUCUUACUUCGCCCGAGACAACCCCCUCACUUGAACAACACAGCCCACAUCAAAUGAAAUCAAACCACAUUUGAACUUACCGUCCAAUAGCGUCCCGCCUUAGCUCCACCUUCACGGCUUCGAAGAGCACCCUAUGAUCGCCACUGGUGACCCAUGUGAAUCGCCACUGGUGACCCAUGUGAGUCCUGCAUUGAAUGGCCGGCAUUUGGCGAAGAGGAGCUGCCUGGCAGAAGUAAGAGGCUUCAGGUGGUGAAACAAGGCCUUAAUGGCCAGUGGAAUUUGCUCGCUAUCUUUAGUGUGAGAUGUGAUUUGACGCUGCUGUGUCCUGGCACUGCUCUGCGCACGGCAUUUUAGUGUCUUGGCACUGCUGUAGGCACAGCACCUGAUUGUCUUGGUUCUGAUGCGAGUACGGCACCUGGGUAUCUUGUCACUGCUGUGGGCUUCCAAGUGUAUCAAAGAAGAGCUGCGGGUAUCCAAGUGUGUCCAGGCACUGCUGUAGACUUCUACGAAUGCCCAAGCGCUGUUGUGGCUUAUAAGAGUGUGCAGACACUGCUGGGCUUCCACGAGUGUCCUGGCACUACCGUACACCCCUGAGGGUGUCAUAGCAUGGUUGGAGGAGAUUACUUUGCAGUAUUUAAAUCAUCUUCUUCUGUGAGCAGGUGAGUUACCGAAGCAAGACAACAUAGGAGUACAUAACACGGAUACAUACAAGCGACACUCGGGACAGAGAUGAAGACUGCGGUAAUUGGGCUCUUUUAAAGCUAUGAUGUGUUAGCCUAGUGACCAGCGUCCUUCCUCAUAUCUUCAUCCAACUUGUGUAUACCUUUGUACACAUUAUUGUUUUACUGUUUAUUUCUGGAAGAUGAUUCUCAGGACUUACACUCCUUAGGCUACGACUGUUAUCACGAUAGUUCUCAAGGUAGUGUUUUGAGCUUUCAGAAUAUAUAUUUUUUUUUUUAGAUAUGGGUCCAUACGCUUGGGUUGGCCAUUUCUUUUGUAAAGUUUUCAGGAAAUAAAUGUUGUAUAAUUUGCAAAA
Molecule: messenger RNA, 1717 nt
Organism: Homarus americanus (American lobster)
Lineage: Eukaryota; Metazoa; Arthropoda; Malacostraca; Decapoda; Nephropidae
Exons: 2
Coding region: 50-715 (221 amino acids)
Source: RefSeq, a predicted model, not a curated record